UUUGUUUUCAAAUUUGUGUUUGGUGUCCCGGGGAUGUCAACUAUGGUGUAUUUGAAUCUUUGCUCGUUGUUAAGUCAUUGAAGUAGUCUCAAAUACCCGAAAAUGAUUUAGCGGAGUACCAUUGAAGGCUGCUGACAUGACAGACCCAGCUAUUCUCUCUGCUUUGUGCCAGAAGCUUGGGCAUGGCUUGGAAGAAGUUCGUGUUCGAGCUUUGGACUCAAUCCUUUGCAAGCUCGAUCGGGGUUUCCUUGAAAUAGCUGAUCUCAUCCGGUCAAAGGAUUUCAUUGUUAAAUUACUAGAAUGGUUUGGUUUGCAACCUUGUCCUGCUCAAGAGCGGGUGCUAGCUCUUAUCCUGAAGCUACUGAAACACGAAGGUUCCGAUCAUUUAGUCGCUCAAAUUGGGGCUCAACGUUUCCUUUUGGCUUUAAAUGCCAUAAGGGAAAGCCUCCCUUCAGACCUCUGUCCUUUACUGGAUGACAUUGCUGGCUUGGUUAAUCGGUCACAAGUAAAAGAGUUGCCUGAGAGGGGUAGUAACAUGGAUCAGCAACCUAGUAAAAAACUAUCAGAAGGAGACUUUGUGACUGGCUCUGGAAGUAGUGCUGGUAUUGGCUUUCUGGAUGCAUCCCUUCAAGAAGCACUGCAAGUUAACCUAGGCCCUUCUGACGAUUCAGUUGAGCAAAUAUUACAUCUGCGUGAUCAAGACCACCUGGAAGCACCUCUCUCAAGCAGUGUGCUGAAACACAUCUUAUUACCGUGGCAGCCUCUUGUGUCUACUGAUCGUCAUGUCCUCAUAGCUGUGGAGGGUUCUCUUGGAAACACGCUUGAUCGAGUACAGCUAUUGAAUACAUGCUCAUUUCUUACGGAUGUUAUGAUGAGAGAUUUCCCUGCCGAAAUAUUUCUUCAAAGACCUUCGAUUGUCAUGACAUUUAUGAGACUUUUGAAGUCAAGCUUUAUGUCUGGGGAUGAUUAUCUAUCCAGAAUGAUAAUAUCUUGCCUCCUAACUCUCACUAACGCCCUUUUAAGCCGCCUUCGAUACUACCAGGAUCCCAACAUGGCUAAUCAAAAACAAGAAAGUUUUCUUCAUCAUGAGGAUGACAAUGGGUCUCAGACAUCAGCCGAAUCUUUUUUGUCCAACUUUGCAGACCAAACUGAUGUUGAAGCUUUAAAGAGAGUACCUGAAUGGAAUGAUUAUGUCCACAAACCAUCUGACCCACAGACCUCUUCUCAUGCUUCAUCACGAAGCCAGUCAUUUCCCGAAGGCAAUGGCAGUAUGGGGAGAUCCCACUAUAGUGAGGCUCAGGUUCCUUCAGAUAGUAGUGCAAGCGAAGAGUCUUCAAUGUUGAGGCUUCAUCAGUGUAGUUUGCCUCAGUUCAGUUUAAUUUCUAUGCGUUAUGUUAUACCACAUGUUGAUACACAGUCUGAAAGUACUACUCUACUCUACAAACUGAGCUGUUUGCUGACAAAUUGUGUAACACCUCAAAUAUGGCUUGCCCCUGCAUCUGAUAUGGUUGCCACUGACAUUGCUACUCAUUUAUUUGAGAUGUUGGAGAAACUUGGAGAAACAUUGCUGAUUGAUCGGUCGCAAACAGCCAGCCGCUUAACUCACUUACAGUUACUAGCAGUUACCCGCUACCUUCUUCAAAGUCUUGUACCCUUAGAAAUUGCCGACCGAUGUCUACCUAGACAAAUGAAACAGGCUUUAUGUGUUACCUUGCUGGAUGGUUCCCUUCAUGCAUUCUUUCCCUCAUUGCAUUCAGAUUUACGUCAGUACACUCAAACUUUCAAGAAUGUGCGGGAUGUAGACAGUGUCAAACUUUUUGAAAGCACUCUCUCAGUGGCUGAGUCCUUAAGCAGUGCAGCCAAACUGCUGACAUUGGAAGAUUUGUCAGAUGGCUCCAAAGUAGUACUGAAUACAGAAUGUGCUCUAGUUUCUUUGGCAUUCCAUCAAGAUUAUAGAUUCAUACCACUAGUCUUGGACACCUGUGCAAAAAAUUAUCAUAGGUGGCAUUUAACAGAGAGUGAAAACUCUACACUUUCUUGCAUUUUGCUGAAAUUAUUGUCCCAUGCUGACAUAAUUGUAAAACGGGCAACAUAUUCUCACCUUCAUAGACUGGUUCUGGAGAGCCUCAGUGUGCAACAUCCCCAUCAAUCUCCAGCAGAAUCUCUUGCAUUUUUACUUUUUAACACCCCAUUGUUGCUAGAAAUUACUACCCAUGGAAUUGCAAAUGCGGAUGAUUUGGUACAAAAUUAUGCUGAAGACAUCAUACUGCAUGCUCUGAAAGGCAGGUUUUUACUAGGGACUGCCCAUUGGACACAGUUUCUGUCAUCCCUGGAACCAGUGUUGCCCCUGUUACAAUGUUGGUCUGACAAACCUACAGCUUUGGGCCGUUCUAUUAUCACCAUGUUGAACCCGGAUGUUGGCUCACAAAUGAGCUUGGGAUCUAAUGAGCUCUUAAAGGGAAACUUGAGGCUUCUCUUCUCCAAAGACGAUUUUGUAAGAGGAGAGGCUCUGUCACGUUUAAUUUGGCUUCUAACCAAAGAGGAAGAUGCAUUCAACAAAUUACCUCACAUAGCCACAUUGCAUAACUGCGCCUCAGAUAGGAUAUGCCUUGUGGAGAAAGCAGUCGAUGUUUUCCAUAAUAUUCCAGAUGAAGUGUUCUACCAGGAGAGUAGCCUGAUUCAGGUCUUUGAAAUUGUCGAGUCAAGUGAUUUGGAACCACGAAUGCUGUUGUCUGCUGUUACUCAGUUAGCUGCGAUGCUAGAAGACCCUAGACAUCAUGAAACUUUCCUUUCCCGUGCUGGAUUAAGUUUAUCAAUUGAAUAUCUACAUGCUGCAGUUUUUGAUAAACGUUUUGAAGUCUAUCCAGAAGUGGUAGUGCCGGUUAUAAGUAUAUUAAGAAGUUUAAGUCUUCACAAUUCGAUAACCAGACAUCAACUGUCAAAGAAUAUUGCCAUAUUUUAUAGUGUUCUUAGAGGUCUUAUCAUGUUUCCUUCAGAUAUGCGGUUGCGUUUGAAUGCAUCUCAGCUUCUAGCUGUGUUGUUAUACAAUGAUGUGAUUAUAUCUGCAGCACCUCGUUCUUUGCCUGAUGGCUUUGUCAUUCGGGGGCUGUCAGUGCCUCACCUCAUUGAGUCAAGAAUGAAUCUCCCUAUAGUCUGUACAACACAUUGGAGAACCAGCCAUUACACAGAACCAUUAAUGACAGAUGUGUUGUUACGUAAUGAAGAAUGCAGAGCUUUUUUAGCCACAGCCUGGAAUUUGAGUUACUUUAAAAGUGAUCAGUCACCACUUCUAUGGACAGGCAAAAGUCUACCUCCACAGGUUCCUGUUGCUCAGAAAAACUUCUCAUCAUCUUUGUCCUUGAACAAAAAGAAUUUGCAAAGUCUACAGGCUUCAGCUAUACUUAAUGUGUGUCAAAAGCAAUUAGUUUGUAUUCAAGAAGCAUCAACACAUUCUGAUGUGACAAACUCUUUGGAUAUUUUAAAAAGUGUUCUUGCUUUGUAUAAUAUGAUAAAGGAGACUCAUUCAGUUGUUGUGAAGUCGUCAUCAGAUGUACUGUAUUUUAAAAAAUUAUACAAAGAUUUAUCAUGGCGUCAAACAUUUAGACGGUUUCUUAUGGCAGCUCCUGCAAGUGUAGAAGACCAGGCACUUUUGGUUCAAAUUCUUCAGUUUCUGAGGGCACACGUUUCAAACUCUGCUUCCUUAGGAAUUAACGACAAAGAAGGAAGAUGGCUUUCAAAACUGCUUCAGCAUCCCUCCCAGCCUCUUCCAAACCUCUUCCACACUGUGGCUCACACUGGCUAUGCGGGAGAUAAUGAAAUGCCUCAGGCACUUUCUCACUUGCCCAAGUGGAAGGACCUCUGCAAGCAGUUACUCAAAGUCAUUACUGAGUGUUCGAACUUUGAAUAUUACCCAUCUGAUCAUAUCAAUUCUGCCUUGGAAGCACCAAACAAAAACAGUGAGACUCUGGAAGGUAACAAAGAAAACAGAGGAAGUGCCCAGAAGUCUAAGAAAAACAAAAGUUCUAAAUCUGGUCCCGGCAGUAAAAGAAAUAGUGGGGCUGAACUGGAGCGAGCAGAGGAGUGGGUUGAAGAAGUUGUGUCCAGUGUAGCUGAUGAAAAGCAGUCCUCUCAAAACCGAAGUUGGACUCAUGUCAUUCAGAACAUUGUGAGUUGCCUCAAGUCAAGUGACACCCAACACUUCUAUAACCUAGCUUAUUUGAAUUGGCUUCUGUGGGCUUUGACUCAUCUUACAAGUAAGAAAGGCUGGAGCACUGAUCUAAGAAGAUCGGAAUUGAAAAGUCAUUUCUCAGAAGUGCUGGGCGUGCUUGUGGAGCUUGUCCAAGCUUUCCACUUGGAGUGUGGGAAGGGUGGCAGCUCAUAUAUGGGACUGAGCAUUACUCGGGCGUCCAUUCUUUGCCUGAACCAUUUAUUAGACGAAAUGCAGCAGUACCAGGAUUUGAAAUGGGAAGACUUCUGGCACAGGGCAACAAGGAAAGAAUUUAAAACAGCCUUUUAUGUACCGUGGCUUCCCUCAUUGUUCCAAAGUCGUGAGCCAGUUGUCAGAGCAGCAGCCUUACAACUAGCUGCUGGAGUGGCACUUUCUCCACAAGGUUGUGAGAAUGUUAUGAAUAUGUUAGUGGAUCAUCCUGACAUCUGGAUGACCCCUCUGUGCAUACUUCUUGAUAGAAAUGAGGCCAGUGCUGUUCGUGAGCAAGCUGCAAAUCUACUCACACAUCUUGCUCGAUGCAGAGUAGACAGUAAAUCUUGUGGAGAUAAUGCUCUUGAAGAUGCUGCUUUUGAAGUGUUGCUUCAACGCAUUUCAGAGGAAAGCUUUCUGGGAGAAAUUUGGGCAAUGCUUGACUCCUUAUGUCUUGCUACAUGCUGGGAACCUAGUCAUAAUUUAUCUGGGGAUGUCGGUGUUGGCUUGAUGCACUGGUCAGUGUCAGAGAAUGACACUGAGAGCAGAAAUUUUGCCCACCUGCCUGGAAACCAGUACAUUUUAGUCAACAAUAAGUCUAGUUCAGACCAUGACUUUAACCCUGUACCAUCUACUCCCGCUCUGAUCAAAAGUUUGUGCAGCUUUUUGAGCGCUAUUGGUGAUAUGAAUCAUGACACCCUGAAUACAUUUGCUAAAGCAGGACUUUCCACACAGCUUCUAAGGUGUGUUGGUACUGUGCCUCCUCUGGACUCUGAGAAUAAAAGGGCAGUUCAUUUGUAUUGUGACACUUUGAGAAUGUAUGCCAGUGUGUGUCAUUUAGUGAGUCAAUGCAUUUCUUGUAAUAUUGUUAGCUGUCACUACAUCCUUCAGCAGCCACACACAUUUCACAAGCUUUUAAUGCUUUUAGAUCCAACUCUCUUUCAUUUAGAACCUCCAGCUAUGUUAAGUUUACGAAAUAAUUUGUGGACAGAGGUACUUUGGCUCAUAUCCACACUCAUAGCAACGUCUAGUGAAAGCGGUGCAUGCAGAGAGCAAGAUGGGCAUUCAGUGCUUCACUCGCUUCUCAUAAGGUCUCGUGGAGAGCCACUUGCCAGUGUGUUAACCAUUGCAUUAUCUGGUUCAAUGUUGACUGAAUUGCAGCGAGCUGGUAUGGCAUGUGUUCAGUCUCUCUUGUCUCACCCAGCAAGUGUAGCAGGACAGCCUUUUGCUGUAUUGUUAGAUGAUGUGGAUGCAGAUUUCAACUCAUCCCUUGUUGUAGUCCAACAGGCUAACUUGGACGACUCAAUUGGAGCAUCGCUUUCCCGUUCUUUGCUGGCUUUGUAUGAUGUGCAUAGUUUACAAAUGGGAUCUGUGGAUAAGCCUCAUCCGGGAAGCUCGGAUUGGCAAUCACAACGAGCGGCUGUGGCCGGGGCCCUCUCAGCAGUUCUGGAAGCAUCAGUCACUGCAAAAGCAGUCGCACUGAAGCAAGGUUUAGUUGAGCUCCUGUGUGCUCAACUUGGGGCAAUUCAGUCUCAUUUGGUACUGGAACCUGGAGAAACAAUGAAGCGUCUUGCCACCAAGAAGAAGGUGUGUCCUGUGCUGCAAGAUUUGGACCUACUUCUAGGAUUACUGAACAGUCUUACAAUACAAAAUGUUCCGGCAAAAGAACUAGCCUCUGACGUUGGAGUGACUGAUACUAUUCACAAGCUUUGGAUGUGGUGUCAGUCCCUACCCAAUUUAUUGCUAACUGUUUUGAGGUUUUUAGCAACUUUAACUUCUGGAUGCACAGCAGCAUGCCAUUCUUUGGUUUUGACAACCUGUGUGCCUGGCUUGGGCUUAAGGCGGACACCCUCCUCUCAAAGUCUCUUGCAUACUUUGGUUGCUCUAGUUCUUCAAGAAACUGAAGCAGCUAGUGGCAGUCAUGAUUUAACUAUUUUAACCAUAGCUAGCAGUGUCCUUGGUAAUGCCUGCUUUGUACCUGAAUGCCGUACUGCCAUCACAAAGGGUAAUCUUUUGCGAGGAAUUAGGCUGCUUCAUACAAGCUUGUCCAAGAAAAGUAAACAAAAAAGGCAUGUAGAGACUAUUUGGUUGAAACUUUUGCUCCAGCUCUCUGCUCAUCAAGAAGGCCAAGUCAUUCUUCCCAAGGUUCCAGAUUUUUUGGAGUAUCUAUUGCAGCUAUCUCAGGGACAAAACAAGAACAAUAAAUUAGCUCUUCUUAUUCUAAGAAACAUUGCCUUUAGCCCAAUUAACCGGCCUCGAAUGCUUGGUUCAGGUGAGUUCUUGCUGUUGAUCAACAAAAAACUGCGAGAGGGUGAUACAGAUGAACAGGUUGCUGCUGCAGCUUCUCUAUGGGCCCUUGUCGCAAACAAUCAGAAAGGAAAAUUAACUGCCAAAUGUGUCGGUGCUGAUGUACAUAUCUUAGAUUCUCUAAGGCAGUUAGCUGUGUGCCAAAAGCCUGGAGCAGACUUUGUUGCCCAAUUAAUGAAUUGCGUUCUCAAAAUACUACGCCAUGAGCCUGGGAAUAAAUUGUCAUGAAUUGAUUUUUAAAGAAUGUGCUAAAAGUAAUUUGUAGUUCAAAUUUUAUCCAUGAAGUACUGUUAUGAUUUCUAAUUAGUUUUCACCAGCCUGUAGAGUGGGCUGCGAGUUGUAGAGCUUCCACAUAAUUAAUAAUUGUUGUUUGAAUGGUGUCUAUUAUGCGGGAGAACUACAAUAAGAUUAUCUUGUUAAGUUUUGUGAGAAUUAUUAAUUCAGAUCCCUAGCUUGAAGUAUGAAAAUGUCUAUUUCUUUCUAAGAAAUAAAUGAAAUUUUCAUUUUA
Messenger RNA from Thrips palmi, 7232 nucleotides. RefSeq names its product rotatin (gene ana3). Gene Ontology annotation, biological process: ciliary basal body organization; centriole-centriole cohesion; centriole replication. The record is from RefSeq and is a predicted model, not a curated record. The coding region runs from base 137 to 6952 and encodes 2271 amino acids. The transcript is spliced from 33 exons. Gene Ontology annotation, cellular component: centrosome; centriole; ciliary basal body. Lineage: Eukaryota; Metazoa; Arthropoda; Insecta; Thysanoptera; Thripidae.